Messenger RNA from Chrysochloris asiatica (Cape golden mole), 849 nucleotides. It is a transcript of the gene FBXO45, whose product is annotated as F-box protein 45. Gene Ontology annotation, cellular component: synapse; SCF ubiquitin ligase complex. The coding region runs from base 1 to 849 and encodes 282 amino acids. Gene Ontology annotation, molecular function: protein binding. NCBI's taxonomy places the organism in Eukaryota, Metazoa, Chordata, Mammalia, Afrosoricida, Chrysochloridae. The record is from RefSeq and is a predicted model, not a curated record. Gene Ontology annotation, biological process: proteasome-mediated ubiquitin-dependent protein catabolic process; synapse assembly involved in innervation. The transcript has 3 exons.
AUGGCGGCGCCGACCCCGGGAGCUGGAGGAGCCUCCGGCGGCGCUGGUUGUAGCGGCGUCGGCGCGGGAUCGGGAUCCGGGUCCGCGGGGAUCGGGGGCCGGCUGCCCAGCCGGGUGUUGGAGUUGGUGUUUUCCUACCUGGAGCUGUCCGAACUGCGGAGCUGCGCCCUGGUGUGCAAGCAUUGGUACCGCUGCCUGCACGGCGAUGAAAACAGCGAGGUGUGGCGGAGCCUGUGCGCCCGCAGCCUGGCCGAAGAGGCUCUGCGUACGGACAUCCUUUGCAACCUGCCCAGCUACAAGGCCAAGGUACGUGCUUUCCAACAUGCCUUCAGCACUAACGACUGCUCCAGGAAUGUCUACAUUAAGAAGAAUGGCUUUACUUUACAUCGAAACCCCAUUGCGCAGAGUACUGAUGGUGCAAGGACCAAGAUUGGGUUCAGUGAGGGCCGCCAUGCAUGGGAAGUAUGGUGGGAAGGCCCUCUGGGCACUGUGGCAGUGAUUGGAAUUGCUACAAAACGGGCUCCCAUGCAGUGCCAGGGUUAUGUGGCAUUGUUGGGCAGCGACGACCAAAGCUGGGGCUGGAAUCUGGUGGACAAUAACUUACUACAUAAUGGGGAAGUCAACGGCAGUUUUCCACAGUGCAACAAUGCACCAAAGUAUCAGAUAGGAGAAAGAAUUCGAGUCAUCUUGGACAUGGAAGAUAAGACUUUAGCUUUUGAACGUGGAUAUGAGUUCCUGGGGGUUGCCUUUAGAGGACUUCCAAAGGCCUGCUUGUAUCCAGCAGUGUCUGCUGUGUACGGCAACACCGAAGUGACUUUGGUUUACCUUGGAAAACCUUUGGAUGGAUGA